This is a messenger RNA of Oncorhynchus mykiss (rainbow trout), 2895 nucleotides long. The record is from RefSeq and is a predicted model, not a curated record. NCBI's taxonomy places the organism in Eukaryota, Metazoa, Chordata, Actinopteri, Salmoniformes, Salmonidae.
UUGAAAAAUCGGAAGGAUUGUUUUCUUUUUUAGACAGGAACCAAGUCUACUGUUAUUAUCCGUUAUCUGGUUAAAAUAACUUACCAUUUAAGAUUAAAAUAGUAAUACUCAAUUGGUGGUAGCUUUUGAUAUUUCAUGAUUUGGUAUUUUUUGUUGAAUCGUGGUAUUGUUUUUUUAACAAGCUACCGUCGCUGGCUGAGUUUACCGAUGCCACAUUGCCCAGGCUAGUGACUGUUACAGUAGGUUAAUACCGCGGUUAGCUACAGAGCUAACAGAUUCCCGGCAGCAUCUCCAGACAUAAAGAAAAAGCUCCUAAUCAAUCAACUGAUCCUGGUACAUUUAGCUAACGUUACCUUUGCUUGCUUUCAGAUGAGCUAGCAAUUAGCUUGCUAGCCUAAAACAAAUCGUAUGGGGUGUUGAUUUGGAAGCUAGGAAGCUUAACUAGCAAGUUAUAUCCCCCUCAUGGCAUAUACUUUUACGCCCUACUGACUUGAAUUCCUUGGAGGAGGAGGGUUGGCUGAUUGCCUCUGUGUGGUGUGCAGCUAGCUAGUUAAAAACAAUGGCUGGUAUUCAUGCUGAAUGAAGCAAGACAUGGGACCCUGCUGCUGGACUUUAGCUGAAACCCCUGGAGGAAAGACAACGGCGGACCUGCCUUGUUGUGAUCCGACUCUGAGAUGAUUUGGUUAAGAAGAACAGCCCUCAGCAGCAGCAGCGUCCCCAGUCGAUUCAACCCGCACUGAAAAGAAGGUGUCCCCUCCCGUAUGGACGUGUGUAAACCCAACCCCAACCGUACGGUCCCAGUGAGUGAGGCUGGGCCCCGGCGGGACCUGCCUCUGUGCUCCAGGACCAACGGGUGGAGCUGGCCUCCACACCCCUUCCAGCUCCUGGCAUGGCUCCUCUACCUCUUCUUCGCUGUCACCGGGUUUGGAGUGUUUGUCCCCUUGCUUCCCUCCCACUGGAUCCCUGCUGGCUACAUCUGCACGGGCAUCAUGUUUGUGUGUCACCUGUUCGUCCACCUGAUGGCGGUUUCCAUCGACCCCGCGGACUACAACGUCAGGGCCAAGAGCUACCGCGGCCCCGUGCCCGUUUUCGACCGCACCAAACAUGCCCACGUCAUCGAGAACUGCCACUGCUACCUCUGUGAAGUAGACGUGGGCCCCAAAUCCAAACACUGCAGUGCCUGUAACAAGUGUGUCGCUAGUUUUGACCAUCACUGCAGGUGGCUCAACAACUGUGUCGGGAGCCGGAAUUACUGGCUCUUCCUGAACAGUGUGAUCUCUGCUCUGCUGGGUAUAUGCCUGGUGGUGGUCAUCGCCAGUUACAUCUUCAUCGAGUUCUUCUUGGAUCCCUCAAAGCUGCGCACUGACAAACACUUCCAAGUGAAGAAUGUCCCUGCCUUGUCCCCCCUCACAGUGAGGAAUGAGACGGUGGUGUGGUUUGUUUUCCUGCCCGUGGCUCCGGUCUCCACAGCGGGCCCAGCCAUCCCUACCCUGGCUGGCCUCACCAUCGCCCUGGGCCUGCUCUCUGGUCUGCUGCUGGGGCAUCUGCUCUGCUUCCACUUCUACCUCAUGUGGAACCGUCUGAAUACCUAUGAGUACAUCGUCAGACAGAGGCAUCGCCAGGAGCCCAGAGACAUCAGUAAAGGAGUACAGGGGACCCAAGCAGCGCCUCCUAAAUCCAACCUCAUCAAGGAUGUAAGCUACUCAGGGACUCUGGGCUAUACCAACCCUGAGAUGGAGGUGGAGGAUCCUACCACCAUGGCUGCAGCGCGGGGGGGGCUAGAGUACUAUGGCAACGGCAGAGUUCAUAGUUCAUCCAGCAGGAUGGUUGAAGAGGAGCAGUUACACACCGUCUCUACUGAGCACAGAGCUGCACCACGGAAACACGUCCAGAAGAAAAAGAAGAAAGUCCACAAAGUGCCAGCGGAGGUGAUCAACGACCGUUCCACUGAGACCAGCAGCAACAGAGACCCAGCCUUCAACACUACAGAACCUGUAGACUCCUGCAGUGUAACUCCAGUCCCCACAUCCGUGUCCCACCUGUCCAGCUCCCUGAACCAGCACCUCUCCUUCCCCCUGCGGGCCUCCCAGCCCCCCACUAGCUCCCUACAUCCUGGUCUCCAACCUGACCCCGUGCUGCCCGCCGGGCCCCCUGCUGAGUAUCACUCUGACUCUGCAGAGUCCCUGGAGGAGAUCCCCGUGGCGUUGGCACGACUGGGCACCUCCGCCGCGGCAGGAACGUCUACGGGUAGGACUGCAGCGUCUUCUCAACGCUCUCUACUGCUAACUGCAGCCCGACCCCAUCCCUCGCCCCAGCCCCGGACCAAGAGGAAGUCCUCCGCACACAGCAGCAGGACAGGGGGAGGGGGGGAGCAGAGGUUUGAGAUGGCUGCCCAGCCUCCUACGGUCUACGUCAGUAGGAGUAGUGGACAGCCGGGGGGAGGAGCCCAGCACCGGGACAACAAACACAGCAGCAGACAGGCCAGUAGGAGAGGCCUGGAGCAGCCUGGUCCUGGGUCCAGCUCCAACCAUAGCUCCAGGGCAGGCACCCCAAUGGCGUAGACUAGCUCCCCCAGGAUGGGCCACUGCACACUGGGCCCCAGGAUGGACCACUACACCCUGGGCUGGAGGGCUGGCUGGCUGUCUGACUGGUUGGCUGGCUGGCUGACUAGCUGGCUGACUGUCUGACUGACUGACUGACUGUCUGACUGACUGUCUGUUCUGCCUGGAAGAGCCUUGAUACCACAGUCUCCACUAUUCAACUAUGACUACAUCCCCAAUGGCACCCUGUUCCCUAUACAGUACACUACUUUAGACCAGAGCCCAAUGGCACCCUGUUCCCUAUGUAGUGCACUACUUUAGACCAGGACCCAAUGGCACCCUGUUCCCUAUAUAG